AUGGAGCAAAGUUAGGGAGCGUGCAGGGCACCUCGGCAGGCGGCAAAAGAGCCCCAGCCUGACCCGAAGGAGCGAAGGGAACCUGCUUGUUCGAGCCGCGUGAUACUCUUUUUGCCGCCGAAAUCCGCUCCUUCGGCGGAGGGGCAGUCACAGUCGGGCAGCCCGUGUUUAAAAAGUGCGCGGCUUUCCCGCAGCAAAGCGCGCCCCGAAGCCCGCGGGGCAGGGGAGCGGCCGGCGGCGGCGGCGGCGGGCGCGCUCCUGCGGGGGCGCCGGGCGGAGAAUGCCUUCGCGGCGCCGGGCCUAGGUCAUCGGCGCGGCGCGGGCCAUGGCGUGGCGGCUGUGCGCGCUGCUGUGGGCGGCGGCGGCGCUGCUGAGCCGGCGGGCGCUGGCGGUGGGGCCGGUGGUGCGGUGCGAGGCGUGCGACGCGCGCGCCCUGGAGCAGUGCAAGCCGCUGGCGCCCGAGUGCCCGGAGCCCGUGCGGGAGCCCGGCUGCGGCUGCUGCCUGACCUGCGCGCUGCCCGAGGGCCGCCCCUGCGGCGUCUACACCGAGCGCUGCGGCGCCGGACUCAGCUGCCGCCCGGCCGCCCACGAGCUCCGCCCGCUGCAGGCGCUGCUCGACGGCAAGGGGCUCUGCGCCAACGUCAGCGCCGGCGGAGGAGGCGGAGGCAGCGGCGGCGGCAGCGGCGGCAAGCUGCGCGAACUCCUCCUGCGGGGCAGCCACGGCGCAGGCAAUUCCAGCGAUUCCGAGGAAGACCAGAAUGUCAGCAGCACAGAGAAUCAGUCUGUCCCCAACACACACAGGGUGUCGGAUUCCAAAUCACAUGCUCACUACACCAAAAUAGAUAUCAUCAGGAAAGAGCAAGCCAAAAAUACCCAACGCUACAAGUACGAUUCACAGAGCACAGACACACUGAAUUUCUCUUCUGAGUCCAAGCAGGAGAAUGAAUAUGGCCCUUGCCGGCGAGAGAUGGAAGACACGUUAAACAAUCUAAAGAUCCUGAACGUCUUAAGCCCGAGGGGAUUGCAUAUUCCUAAUUGUGACAAGAAGGGAUUCUACAAGAAAAAACAAUGCCGUCCAUCCAGAGGCCGGAAAAGAGGCUACUGCUGGUGUGUGGAUAAAUAUGGGCAACCACUCCCUGGAUAUGACGGGAAAGGAAAAGGAGACGUUCACUGCUACAAUUUAGAAAGCAAAUGAGGGACGUUCCGCCAUCUUCCAUGGAAUCUGUGUGUGACAUCUUGACUUGUCAGAGGCCUUGGAGUGACUGGGAUAUAGCGUGGACUGCGUUGGACUCGGAAGUUCUGCCUCCUGCUUAUAUUGGGGGACUUGGCAGCAGUUCUGGUCUCUGACACACUUCCAGCUUUCUAUAGAUUCACACAGGGAGCUCUGAAAUCCCCAAUAAAUCUGCACUAUUGAUCCCCAGAAAGAAUUAAGUGGAAAAAAAGGCACUUCAGAAUGGAUUCAGGGAUUCUCCACUGACUUGUUUUUUUGUUUGUUUGUUUUAAAUAAUGGCCUGUGACCAAUUUGAUCCCGAAAGAUAACUGUGUUUUUAUUUUAAAGAAUUUAUAGAUUGUAAGCUUUUAAAAGAUAUUAAACACAUUGGGUAUAAUCCUACCCAAACUAAGCCCUUUCAGUCCCAUAGGUUUCAACUGGAGAGUUAAGCAUAAACUCAUUUCUCUCCCACUGAAAUCGAAGAAAUGCUUAGAUUGAGUUAGAUUGUGCUGAGGUUUUAAAGUUUAAGCUUUUUUGUUUUUUAUACAGGUCUGACGGGAAACUUAUCUUCACGGGUAAAAAUGUUUUAUUACAAAAAGCUCAAAGAACUUUUUAAGAGAGACAUGUUUCUACAUGGCUAUUUUUUCUGUAAAAUAUACUGUAUUAUGAAUAUUCUGUUAGUCUGUAUUUAAUAUAAUUGUUUUUUAAUAAACUAUUUAAAUGUAA
Molecule: messenger RNA, 1936 nt
Organism: Eublepharis macularius
Lineage: Eukaryota; Metazoa; Chordata; Lepidosauria; Squamata; Eublepharidae
Gene: IGFBP3
Product: insulin like growth factor binding protein 3
Exons: 4
Coding region: 326-1195 (289 amino acids)
Biological process (GO): regulation of insulin-like growth factor receptor signaling pathway
Cellular component (GO): extracellular region
Molecular function (GO): insulin-like growth factor I binding; fibronectin binding; insulin-like growth factor II binding
Source: RefSeq, a predicted model, not a curated record